Molecule: messenger RNA, 7500 nt
Organism: Symbiodinium sp. CCMP2592
Lineage: Eukaryota; Dinophyceae; Suessiales; Symbiodiniaceae
Source: the annotation of a GenBank genome assembly
AUGUGCACCUUCUUCGGCGAGCUGGCUUUCCAAACUCCAGGGUCCUUGCCAGAGUUCUUGAAGCGCUCCGCGGAGGUGGUCAUUCGGGACGACACCUGCUGGCAGACGGUCUCUGCAAAGUGGAAGGAGCUGGAAGAACUCACUGGCUCGGGUACUUGCCGCAGCCAAUGUCGAGCAAAGAGGGGUUGCGCCGCCUACCAGCUCAGGGGCUCCAAAUGCUUUGCCGUGCGCCGCAUGUCUGCGGCCGCAUGUCCACAGACUUGUCAGGGCUGUGGCCCGGGCACUUGCACCAGCUACUGCACCAACGGGGAAUGUGCCACGCCGCCAGAUUGGACCCAGUCGGUAGACUGCACUGGCUGCGCUAGUCCGGAUUUUACGAGCGCCUUUGUACGGAUCAACGACUGCGACGCCCAGUCGAGCUGCCUCUCACUCACCAAACUGGGUGCUGGAGCUGCUUUCAUCGAGGGCGAGUAUUGUCCGGCGGCAGACGGCGAGCGCGACGGACUGCUGCCCUACUAUGCCAAGGUCGGGGAGGUCCCAGCAGCCACUUUGUACCUUGCGAAGUGGAUUCCUGAGCGGGAGCUUCACAAUCCAUGCCCUUCUGGAACAGCAUGGGUUGUCCGCCGCAGCAGUGUCGCGGACUUCUUCAAAGGUGAGUACCUAGAACUCCGCGGGGAGGCUCUCGCCUGCUUCGGCCAAGCGGCCCUGGGUGCAAGUGUCGACAGCGGCUCUUGGAGCAUUGGCGACAGCGUUCUGGACGAGAUCUCCUCGAAGAUGAGUGUGACGAUUUUGGAUGCCGGCUAUGUGGCGAAGCACCCCAGCGAGUCGUCCAGCGAAGUCCGCAUCUCACCCGUGGCACGGACUUGUGGCAACCCUCUUGACCAGCGCGAGAGCGGGAAGACCAAGGGUGACGAGGACACUGGUGACGGUUUCGAGUUCAAUGAUCUCGAUAGCCCACUCGGCGAACGCCGGUUCUAUGCUUUGUCACCCUGUGAGUGCUUCGGUGGUGAGUAUGGCGCCGCAGCUCCUGUGAGCGACACCACGUACUCGACGAUGCCACCGGGCAGCAACAACAAGUACAUUCCAGCCAGUACCAUGAUUGUCUCUGGCAGCUUGUCUUGCGAGCCGGGGAAGCUUCUGAAGACUCUGGUCGACGUCGGAGCAGAGGGCUGUGAGAUGGCGUGCCGGAGUGGUGAUCACACAAGUGGAGGUGCCGAGUGCGAUUUCUACUUCACUGGAACCUACACAGACACAACAGUACAAGAGGUGAACAGCCAGGGAGAGCUGUACGGUGUGUCGAAAGCGGAGGCAUGUCUUGUGGCAGAUGCUUGGUUGCACAAGGAUCCGGAAGCCUGCAGGGCACACAAGCGCGAGAAGUGGCUGGCGGGUGAGAUGGAUCCAGUCGGCGAUUGCCUUUUCGAAGACCUUCUUUCGCAGUGCGACAGUUCGCUGAUUCACGGAGGUCAUGGCAUCUCCGAAUGUGGCAGCUGCACCCACAUGAAUGAAAGCGCCAAGGUGGUGGGACUCUCCAAGCUGAAGCGUCCCCUCCCGGAGAGUUUCGCAGCAGGCUCGAUGCUGUCAGUCAGCUGCGGUACGCGGUUUGCUGGCCUCAAUCGCUUCGGCAAUGAGCCGCUCUCAGAGCAGCAGAUCGUUUGCCAGGAUGGAUCCUGGGUAGACCCCCAUGGAGGUCCGGGGCUCCUGGCCCUGCAGUGUGUGGCCUGCACGCGCGCCACACCGAGGGCGGGGAGCAGCCUGCGAGAUUUCAUGGCGGCUUCCCAGCAGGAUCCUGGAUUCCAACAUAGGGAGAGAUGGUGGCUUCAGCACCAUCCGGUCGAGAUCCGCUCAUGGAACAAUCUUUGCUUGAGCAGCGAGAUUCAGAGCGACAGUUCGGUAACGAUCAGCUUCACGGAUCCUGUGGACAUUGCCGUGUCUUCCCGUCGCCGCAACAUCGACAGUGGCGGGCGCCAUGUCUCGGUCAUCCCCACAACGUUUUGGGGCAGCGGCUACUCCUACGGCUGGACUGGCGAAUCAGGAACCUGCGCCUUUGACCAGCGGGCCGAAGUUUCAGGCAGCUAUGCCUUGAGCUGGUCGAUGAACGGCAAUUCCCAGAAGAUAGAGGCCCGGCAGCACAACAUCAGCCCCAACGGAAGCGCCAACAUGUGCACCAACACAGCCGCCGUCGACAGCGCCAACAGCAUCAUAAGCAAGUUACAAGUUCAGGGCGAUGCCGGGCCUACGGUGCCUCCGGUAUGGGUGCCAACGUUCGUGUCUGAGCCUCGAGUCGCUUUGGGCAUGAUUCCCUGGUUUGCCGAUGGUCUGCAUAGCAUGAGAGGAGUGAUGAGCACGUCUUACGACUCAAGCCACAUCCCGGGAAAAAAAUCCUCUGAGGAGCAGAUCCGAAGGAGACUCUUGGUCAGAGGUGGCCGGAUGUGGGGCCAGUGGCUACGUGGCGGCCGCAUGGCGAACAACUGGCCCACCGCAUUCGGUCUCAGCCGCCUCUCCAACAAGGGCGACAAUGAAAAGACGAGAAUUUGCCCUGAAGGCACCUGGCUGAAGCGCAUGGAAGUUUGCUCGGGAAACAAAUGGGACGGUAUGUACUAUGGCUCAUGCACGAACGGUCAAGUCAUGCACACGCAGAACGAUGCGUGCGAUCGACGAAGACGGCGUGGCAAUAGAAGAAGAGAGAAUGAGGGACGCCGUCGCCAGACCCAGAUGGACAAGGCCUCUGGGGCGCGGCGCGUGUAUGGCCGGGCCGGAAGCAACGUGGACAAGGUCUGCAUUGACGGUGGGUACUGCCGCGGCAACACGGACUCGAACGCAUUCGACCACACCUGCGGGGCGAACGCUCUCUUGGCGGGAUUCAAGGAGUACGACCGCCGCAGGAGCAUUCGGUUCAUGUGUCGUGAAGUGCGGCCAGUUGUGAAAGCUUUCGACUGCACCGAUAGCGGAUGCAGGGCGAUGUGUGCAAAUGACAACUGCAAGAUCAAGCCUUUCUGCGUGAAAGCCCACCCCAACAUUGUGGAGAGCGGAACUGAGGCCACGUCUACGGGUGGAGGUGCUUGGUCCGGCUGGUCCACCUGCCCAUCGCGCUAUUCUGCGGCGGGGCUCCGAUACAUGGAGCUGAUAGGGAGCGUGGUUGAUGCCGACGUGUCAAGCUUGGAUGGCCUGGAGUGCGUCGGCAACAAAUGCCGAGCGAAGAGCCCCCGGAAAGCGGUGAAGAUCAGAGCCGCAUGCGUAAAGCUCAUAAGUACGCUGAUGGGCACGCCGAGGGAGAAGACGGGCACCGGUUGGUCGGCGUACUCGACUUGCCCAACUGGCUACAACGCAAUCGGCGUGGCCAAGGCCUACAUGAAUGGUGGUUGGGAUACGAUGCGCAUCUGGGAUUGCAGCACAUCCCAGAAUGGGUGUCGCAUCUACUGCGUCGGAACGGACAAGUGCACCAUUAACACCGCCUGUAUCUCCGCCCAAACCUUCGCAAGGGCAGAGUGCUCCCAGGAUCACAAGAACCUGAUUGUGAGAAGCACCACUGGCACUGGGAACCGACAACCAAGCAGCUGUCCCUCAACGCAUAACAGUGUCCGAUGCCUCUGUUACUCCGGGACGCAAAACAAGUGCCCAGAGAGCCGUCGACGGAAUGUAGGUACUCUCGGUGGCUGCUCGCACAACUUCGGCUCGGCUACAGGCAGAGUGACACGGCUGUGCACGCAAGCUGAAGCUUCCAUCCGCUAUUACCUGGGAGACCAGGCCUCCCACAUCAUAGAUGACGUGACGGCUGCCUACACCACGCAGACGCACAAAUUCACGGCUGAUGGCUCAGGAAAGCUCGGGCUGAGGGUCCGCGGAUUGUCGCGAAGUGGUGUAACCCUUCAUGUAAAAGAUCUGAAGAUAGAAGAUUCGACAACGUCUACGAGUGAUCAAAGCUUGCUGAUCGACUUGGAAAACAAAUGCUCCGGGUCGCGCUGGGAAGUUCAGCUUCCAGCAAGCCCUGAAGGGACUCCGUAUCUGGUGACCGUGACUUACGGAGACAAGAGGACAGCAAUUCUGACUUCCUCCUGCUCUGUUGGCACGGCUGGACAGAUGAUCAGUGCCAAGGCAAGCCCUGAAACGGUCCCCAAAGGCUCCAGCAAGAGCGUGACGCGGACGGUGUUCGUCCAUGGUGGCAGCGACGGGAAAGGAAAGCUGGUGUUUGCUGGUGAGUCUACCGGUGGCUGCACCGGCGUGAAGACCAUAAGUGCCCAGCGAGAGGAUUCCGUGUUCUGGUCAUCCUGCGGCGAGCCUUUCAGUCAGGUCUGGAACUUCAAGGCUUCCAACCAGGCACCUGGAAACAUCCAGCUCGUGCACCGUGCGCGGGCGGCGUCCGGAGCAAAUGCAGCUGCCUGUGUCGAUCCGGCCACUGGCAAGAUGGCAAUGUGCGAAACGAGCGUUGAAGCGCAUGCCAAGCAGGUGUUCUCGUUGCACUACUUGCCGCCCCUGGUCGCGCAAUGGACCCAUUUCGAGUCCGGGCAGAACUUGCAAUCGGGCUCUUGCGUCCGAGCCAAUGCGAAGUAUUUACCGAACUUGGACAUCAACAAUAACCUGGUGUCCUGUGGUGAUGGACAGGUGCUGAGCUCCUUCCUCUUCCGCCAAGACAGCACUUGCAAUCAUCAUGACUACUACCGCUACUUCUACAGCUGCACCACCAUCAUACCGGUGACGCAGACCGCCUCUUGUUCACAGAAGUCCACUCGCUGCGUAGCCCACAGCAAAUCAGACCCUCACAUUUGGGAGCUGGAUCGUCACGACGUCGGAGCCCACUGCGAUCCAGGCACACUUCUGACACAGUUCGCCUAUACUGACUGCACUGGCGAUGAUGGAAGUGGGUACAAGUACACCUACACAUGCUGUCCGGCACAAGGUCUCGGCGAGUGUCAGGAGAUUAACACCGAGUGGGGCGAGGUUGGUGCAUUAAGCGACCUUACUGCGCUUCAACACCAUCAGCUGCAGUGCCCUCAGGACCACGGCUUGAAACGCUUCCUUCUGGAGGCCCAGGUCCCGGAAGUCGCUGAGGGAGAGACACUACAAGGAGAGGUUCGUUAUACCUUUGUGUGCUGCCGGCUUCCUCUUGCACCGCCCGUGAGCGUGCGCACGGGCCCUCUGGUCGCGACGGAGGCGGAGCCCUGGCAGGGGACCUACUGCCCGGCGGGGCGCGUGGAGGGCCGACCGAACUUUCAGAAGAGAUCGGGCUCAUUUCCACAGUACUCCAUCGAGGUUGGAAAGACAUGUGGCUAUUGUGGCACCUCGAACCAUGCGUUCAUCAACAACGGAGAGCGAUAUGCGGUUACCACUCCAGCUCACAUCGGAACCCAUUGUGGAUCUAUCUGCUCGGCAAGCAAGGAGUGCGGCGGCUUCAUGUUCGACGGGAGCAACGGCCACUGCUGGUUCCGGAAAGACCCGACGUGCAACGUCGAGGCCGCAACAACCCGUCAAUGCUGGACCAAGGUGGACGGCUCGUCAAUGACACUAGGAUUCGACCGCCUAGAAGGAACCUGGUGUUUGCAGCCAAAGGAUGGCCAGCAGCAGUGUUCAUCGGUUGCAGAUGUCUUGCAUCCUGCUGAUCUCAGCGCUCAGUCGCUGGUUGGAGUGGACUACACACCGUUAACACCCAUGGAAACCGACUUCGAAGGGAGCGGCUCUAUGGAAGUGUCUAGAGACAUCAUGGCACAGAGUUUGCUCGGGACCUCCAGCAGCGUUUCCCGUGUCGGCACCGGUGGUGGCCUAGGAAACAAGAAGUUCAAGAGCUUGCCGAAGAUCCCGAAGGCGAAGUUUGAAAUGACGAAGUUCGAGAAGGCAGAGUUCAAGCCCUUCGAAGGUGAGCGGCAGGAACUUGAGCGCCGAAGCGUCACUGACACGGUGCUGAACUGGGCACCGGAGGGGGUGAGCUAUGCGCCGCACUGCUUGGCCCGUGAAAGCCGUGAGAUGAUCACAGGUGCGGAGCCAGUGGAAGGUGACCACUACCUCAGUGUGGAAGAGCGGCAGAAGGAUGUCGUCGGCGCUUGCUACCAUGCUCUGGGUGUAGACAGCAGUGGGGCCUCCGCUGCUGAGACCUGGGGUGAGGAGGGAACGCCCGGGAAGAAGGACACAGAUUGGCAAGAUCUCUACAUCUUCGAUGCGAAUCCCACUUUUCCGGGGCUGACCGCGGAUGCUGUUUGGGACUGUAGCUCCCGCGACAUCAAUCGCAACUACAAAAUGGCGAUGUGGGAAAGGGUGGCGCAGAUGAGGACGGAAAUGCUCGAGAACUGGGGUGAGCCCGCCUCCGAAGGAAUUUGUUCCGCCAUUCCUGGUGCUCUGACUUUGGCAGGAGCCAUUGCCGCCUAUGCUGGGGUGAAAUACGAGAUGCAAGCCGUUUGCGAGGCUAUUGCCGCCGGAGUGCGGGGUGGUGCCCUAUAUGCCAUUGCCAAGCGGCAGGACUAUCGCGAAAAGCGAAUGAUUAUCAGUGACUACGCAGACUGCAACCCACUUCAGAAUACCAUGGCCAAAGUCUAUUGCGAUCUUAGCUGUGUGGAGGACGCCGUCAAGAGAGGCGAUGCACAGAUUCUCUCAUCCAUCGGGACGCUGAAUCGCAACAUUCUCUCGGAGAUGAAGGCGUUCUUCGACCACUACGUGUCUGAGAUCUUCACCCGCCUCACCCACAUAGAGGAUAAGUCCUCUCACGAGUCGAGCCAGCUGAAACAGGCGCUGGAUACCUAUGCGAAGGCAGAGAUCGGUGCAGUGAACUCCAAUGGAAAGCAGAUCAUCGGUGCAAUGAAUAAGCAGCACAGCGCGAUGAACAAGAACCUUGGGACGGCUGCCAAGCAGAUCUUUGACUUGACUCACGAAGAGCACAAGGUUCUUGCAGAAAAGAUUGAUGGUGUAAACACGAACUUGGCCGCCACGUCGGAUGCCAUCGACAAGCUGGAGGAGUCCACACAGCGUCGAUUCAGCGAUGCCUUCGACGAGUUUGCCGACGCGCUCACGGAAAGUAAUCUUCUGGACGUGGAUCUGCAUCGAUCUGCACGUUCGGCUCUUGACGAUUUCGAGAAGUGGCACCAGGACUCUAUGCACCGAAUAGGCCGCGGAAACCUGCAGAAGAUUGAGCAGGCAAUGCGCGCGCUUCAUGGGCGCAUGGAAACUACACGCAAGCAGGGCCUUGCGGGCAACCAGACUUUGGUGCAGAAGCGUGAGGUCUUCGCUUCCUUGCAGAAAGAUGCGAACUCCACGCUGCACCAGCUCUUCCAGAUGCAGGGGGCUUCCGACGAGAGCGCCCCAGCAGUGGUGGACCAGGAGAUCAAAAAGCUCCUGAAGGCAGCUCACACCUCGAUUCAAAGUCACCACUUGGCUGCUGAGCGCAUGGGCCGGCGGAUGCAAACGAUGCAGCGAUCAGACUACAACCGGUCAUUGUCUUCGGCGAGGUUCUCGUGUUCGUUCAGGGUGUGGGAGUGUGUGUGUGUGUGUGUGUCUAUGUUUGUGUGCAUAUGUAUAUAG